This is a messenger RNA of Planococcus citri (citrus mealybug), 1333 nucleotides long. Its product is annotated as chromobox protein homolog 1-like. Bases 216 to 752 code for a protein of 178 amino acids. The record is from RefSeq and is a predicted model, not a curated record. Gene Ontology annotation, cellular component: pericentric heterochromatin; nucleus. Gene Ontology annotation, molecular function: chromatin binding. Lineage: Eukaryota; Metazoa; Arthropoda; Insecta; Hemiptera; Pseudococcidae. The transcript is spliced from 2 exons. Gene Ontology annotation, biological process: negative regulation of transcription by RNA polymerase II; chromatin organization.
ACGAUGAACGUGAAAAGGAAGAAUCAGUCCACCAUUCUAGUAUUUAUUGUUGCGUCAUGCCAGUUUGGUUUUGCCUUAUAGUGCUGGUUCAUUCCUUGUGAUGCCUGGUGUCAGUAUCAGUAUAAGUGGUGCACUCGCUGGAGAUACGUGAUACGAUCGUUCGUGAAGCUCGUUAAGGUUUGUUGUUCGACGACGAAGUGAAUAUUUUAUUUAAAAUGCCAUCCAAAGUAACCUAUCGCACAUUGGAAAACGAAUAUAUCGUUGAAAAAGUAAUCGAUAAACGAAUCCUGCCCAAUGGCACAUCGGAAUACUACAUCAAAUGGAAGGACUGGCCUAGCACAACCAAUACCUGGGAGCCCGAACAACACCUUUCUAAUUGCAUGGAUCUAAUAUACGAAUACGAACGCGAACGUAAACACCGACGUCCAGCUAAAAAAGCCAGAAUUUCGAUGAAAAAAACCGCCUCGCCAACACAGUCAAACUCAAGUUCACCCGAGUAUUCGCCUAAUGUAUCGUACGUGUUACCCAGAGUAAACGGUUUCGAGAGAGGCCUGGUACCCGAACGUAUUGUAGGAGCUACAGACUCCGGAGGAUUGACGUUUCUCAUGAAAUGGGAAGGUCAAGAUACGUUGGAAUUGGUCAGAUCUCCGAUCGCUAGAAUAUACAGUCCUCAGUUAGUUAUUCAGUUCUAUGAAAGGCAUAUCACAUGGCAUCGAACCCAAGCUACCAACACGGGUCAAAUUCACAAUUAGUUUCCUAAACAUAUAAGUUUGUUCUCUUUGUUUUUUUUUUUUGGAAUUUACGUUAGAUAAGAUUUAAUGUUACUAUCUAUACCUAUCUAUGUGUAUGAAUUCGACGUAUGUAAUUGUACCUACUCGUACGUUUGUUUGUUUAUGUUUUUUCUUUCUACAUUUUGCAGGUUCGAUUGAAACGUUCUUAUUUUGAUGUAGAUUUAGUCUUAAUAUUUUGUAUUUCUUUCAUCGGAGUCUAGUUUAUGUGUAAUUAUUAUUUUAUCUAUUUGUUCACGCGAAAUACGCGUUUUUACGGAGCGUAAUUACCUCCAGAUCCUUCUCUCGUUCGUAUGGCUGCUGAAAGCCAAUUUCUCCGAUCCUCUAGGGUAGUUUAUUCGUAUUUAGUCAGGAUACAUUACAGUUUAGUUCGUCAACAGUUAGUUCUAAUUUUGUACCUCGCUUUUUAGCGAUUUUCGUGUAUUAAAAAUGUAGAAAAUGAAUUUGUAUUGGUUUUUAUUCGAUGGACAGUUUCUCUACUAACACUAUUGUACGUUUUGUUAUUCGCGAAUUAUGAUUGAAUUAUACGACUAUAUUGUGAAUCA